ACUAGAGAAGAAAUCCGAGCGCCUGAGCUUCGCACUGCCACCAUAAAAUGCUGCGCGUAGUUGCUUGUCAGACAUCAAUCUCUACAUUUGGUGUUACCCGUACUACUGCUCUCCGCAACCGCCUAUUUUCCUGCUCUGCGCUGCUCCUCACAAAGCCGCCUACAUUCAUCCCAAAAUUCCAGGAUCAGAAAUACGGAGUAGGUAUACAGUAGGUAUGGCAUAGGUACGUCUGCUACGGAGUAGCCUUGCUAUACGAACAACUAUACCUACAAUAUAGGAGAGGUCCACAUUUUUGUGAUGUUACUACUGUUAGACGAUUUCUGACGAGUUCCCCCAUUUCCCCCGUUUCCUGUCACAUCAUGGCGGCCCGUCUCUCGCUUCAACAGCCAACAACUCCGCAAUCCGCGUACACACGUUUUGAGACUCUCGAUCUAUAUCCGUCUGCUGACGUCAACGAGCCGCAGCUCGCGCUAGACUUUUACGCGUCGGACGCGUUGUUUGCGCGGCAUUCUCGCCCGCCAGUGCGUCCUAGCUGCUCUGCGCAAGCUCUCCACGCGAUACCCAGUGCCGCUUCAUGCGGAAGUUCCGCCGCCCUUCGCUGCGGCGGGAACACGGCGCCGUCCGCCCGCCGCCGCGCCCUUUCCGCCUCCGAGUGCGGAAGAAUCUUGUCCCCCUCGCCUCCCCGCGCGAACAAACCCGCCACCUGCGCGUUCCGCCGCCGCCGCCACCAGCUCACGCUCUCGAAGUUAUCCCCCUCCAAAGUCGCGGCAACCCAGCGCUCGGGCUCAAAUCCUGGGAGCUCGUUCAACUUCUCUCCUGAAGAUGAUAAACGCGCGACGUCUCGAGUCUUCGCCAGGAGUAACGCUUAUUCCACCCCAGUGACUGUGGUCCGAAGCAGGCUGGCGAAUCAAGCAGAUCCAUACACGCAGAUGGUCGGAUCACAUGCGGAAGCGUCAUCAUCUCGGACAGAAUCCGAGCUACAUCAAGCAGAUCGUGCAAUGGCUGCUGCACAUCCAGCAAGGACACCAUCAUGCGAUGAAGAGAGUGCAGCCGCGAGAGGGUGCAUGCCAUUUCUUGUGCGGGGAAGGAGAGCCAUGAGAGGACGACAGCCGGGAAGCAGUGGGAGCAGGGGAAGCAGUGCGAGGCCCAGCAGUGCUCCUUCCUCUCCCCGUUCACCAGGGGCUUGCAGCAGCAGCAGCACCACCACCACCACAAGCGGCGACUGCUGUAGCAGGAGGGCUGCGACUGGGAAUUCCCAGCUUGUCAAGCCGUGCCUCACUGCGCCUUCUAGCACCACCACCACUACCAGUAACCCUGAAGAGGGCUCGCCCAGGAGGAGCCCGAGGCGGGUGAACUUUGUCAGAUAUGUUGAGGUUUUGGAGUAUGUUGCAUAGGCAGAUAGAAUUCUUCCCUUACCAUUAAGUGUACAUAUUUGCAAAAUCUGAAAUCCCCAACAUCU
Molecule: messenger RNA, 1459 nt
Organism: Closterium sp. NIES-67
Lineage: Eukaryota; Viridiplantae; Streptophyta; Zygnematophyceae; Desmidiales; Closteriaceae
Source: the annotation of a GenBank genome assembly